This is a messenger RNA of Lathyrus sativus (Indian pea), 1728 nucleotides long. The record is from the annotation of a GenBank genome assembly. NCBI's taxonomy places the organism in Eukaryota, Viridiplantae, Streptophyta, Magnoliopsida, Fabales, Fabaceae.
AUGUUAACUCUGAAAGGAGGAAGCAGACCACCAUGGGUAGGUUUAGGAGCAUCAGUUUGGGUUCAGAUUGCAUCAGGAAACACUUUUACUUUUCCUCUGUACUCACACUCUUUGAAAUCUGUUUUGGGUUUCAAUCAAAGACAAGUUACACUUCUUGGUGUUGCUAAUGAUAUUGGAGAAAACGUUGGUUUGCUUCCCGGUAUCGCUUGCAAUAGAUUCCCGCCUUGGCUUAUUCUUUCUGUCGGUGCGCUUGCUUCUUUUGUUGGUUAUGGUGUUCUUUGGCUUGCUGUUACCCAAACACUCCCUAAUCUUCCUUACUUAGUGCUUUGGUUUGCCCUUGUUAUUGCUUCCAACAGUAGUGCGUGGUUAACCACCUCGGUUCUAGUAACCAACAUGAGAAAUUUCCCUGUUAGUCGAGGCAAAGUUGCGGGAAUCCUGAAAGGUUAUGGAGGGCUUAGUGCUGCGGUUUUCACGCAAAUUUACAGCCUACUGCUUAAUAACGAUUCAUCGAAGUUCCUCAUGUUGCUGACAAUUGGUAUUCCAGUUGUUUGUUUCAGUAUGAUGUUUCUUGUUAGGCCUUGUACACCAGCUUUGGAUGAAGACUCUACAUCUAGUUCUCAUUUUAUCUUUAUUCAAUCUGCUAGUGUCAUCUUGGGUGUAUAUCUUCUUGCAACCACAAUAUAUGGCAAUCUUCUUCCAUUAAGUGGUACAGCUUCCUAUAUUUUGGUGGCUGUGAUGGUUCUUUUUCUCAUGGCUCCAAUUGCCGUCCCGGUAAAGAUGACAUUGUAUCCCAAAAGACUUUCAAAUUCAGACUCAUUUGAGCAACCACUUGGAUCUUCAGACUCUCUUGGUCAAGGAAAAGAUGACAAAAUAGAGCCACUGCUAGGAUCUUCGUCAACAGGAGCCCUUGGAAGCUCGAACGACGAUGAUUCAUCUGAGGUAGCUAUGCUUCUUGCGAUAGGCGAGGGAGCAAUAAAACAGAAGAAGAGAAAACCUAAGCGCGGAGAAGAUUUUAAGUUUACUGAGGCUAUAGUAAAGGCGGAUUUCUGGCUAAUGUUUUUUGUUUAUUUUGUCGGUGUUGGCACUGGGGUUACUGUCCUCAAUAAUCUAGCCCAAAUAGGUAUUGCACAGGGUGAAGAGGAUACUACAACUUUACUGUCAAUUUUCAGCUUUUGCAAUUUUGUUGGUCGGCUUGGUGGAGGAGUUGUUUCAGAGCAUUUUGUCCGUACCAAGUUGCUCCCGAGGACAUUCUGGUUGACAUGCACACAGACAAUCAUGCUAUUGGUAUAUCUUCUGUUUGCAUUUGCGGUAAACGGAAGCCUUUAUCCUGCAGUUGCAUUUCUUGGUGUCUGCUACGGUGUGCAGGUUUCCAUAAUGAUCCCUACCGUUUCCGAGCUUUUCGGUUUGAAGAACUUCGGCGUACUGGGCAAUGUCAUGUCUUUGGGUAAUCCACUCGGGGCAACCAUUUUCUCAGCUCUGCUAGCGGGUUCUAUAUACGACAAAGAGGCAGCAAAGCAACACAGUCUUAACCUUUUUGCUGCUGAAGUUUCCUGCAUCGGUGCAGAUUGCUUUAAGCUGACAUUUUUCAUUCUUUCUGGUGUUUGUGCUGCUGGCAUCUUCUUGAGCAUUAUUCUGACUCUGAGAAUUAGGCCUGUUUACCAAAUGCUUUAUGCUGGAGGCUCUUUCAGAAUUCCUCAACCAUCUCCUCCACCAUCUUCGAGUACCUAA